AUGUCGCUCGCGUGCCGCGCCGGGCACGUGAAGUGCGUCCAGGCGCUGUUGGACGGAGGCGCGAAUCCGGUCGAGCGUUCGGGCCCGCGAGGGAUGACCCCGCUGAUGCACGCCGCGUGUAAAGCGCAGUCCGACGUCGUGGAGAAGCUGUUGAAAAAUCCAGAGGUGAGCGCGGACGUGGAGGCGAAAGACGACGCGGGGAUGAGCGCGCUUUUGCACGCCGCCGCGGCGGGAUGCCCGGGGACGUAUCAACAGAUCGCGAGGCUUUGGACGGGGGGGGAGAACGACACGUACGACGAGAGAGACGCGAAGGGCCGCACGCCGCUCGCGCUCGCGGCGAGGUUUGGGGGGAAGCGAAUGGUCGAGUACGUCAUCGAAAAAGCGGGCGUGAUCGCGUGCGGGGAGUUUGACGACCAGAACGAGAGCCCGCUGUUCGCGGCGAUCAAAGGCGGAUUCGUCGGAGAAGACGACGCCGCGGAGCUCAUCUUCCGCGCGUACCCGGUGCACGAACGGAAGCUCGAGGUGAUGGAGAUCAAGAGCAACGAGGGGAUGACGAUGCUGCUGUGGGCGGCCGCGCACGGGAGGGACGCCGCGUGCGAGUGGCUCGUGAAGAACGGCGCGAACCUGCUCGCGACGGAUAAGAAGGGGCGGCUGCCGAGGCAAACCGCGGAGCAGCACGGGAAGUUUGACACGUCGGCGUUGUUGUCGCAGCUCGCGAAGAAGGAGUGGUUGCGGUUGUGA
Molecule: messenger RNA, 741 nt
Organism: Micromonas pusilla CCMP1545
Lineage: Eukaryota; Viridiplantae; Chlorophyta; Mamiellophyceae; Mamiellales; Mamiellaceae
Exons: 3
Coding region: 1-741 (246 amino acids)
Molecular function (GO): protein binding
Source: RefSeq, a predicted model, not a curated record